Haliaeetus leucocephalus (bald eagle) is the source of this 720-nucleotide messenger RNA. RefSeq names its product GIPC PDZ domain containing family, member 2 (gene GIPC2). The record is from RefSeq and is a predicted model, not a curated record. NCBI's taxonomy places the organism in Eukaryota, Metazoa, Chordata, Aves, Accipitriformes, Accipitridae. The coding region runs from base 10 to 720 and encodes 236 amino acids. The transcript is spliced from 5 exons. Gene Ontology annotation, molecular function: protein binding.
GCACAGAUCAUGUUUUGCACUUUGAACACUCAUAAAGCUGAUAUGGACAAGCUCUUAGGUGCACAAAUUGGCCUUGAAGAUUUCAUAUUUGCCCACAUAAAAGGACAACGAAAAGAAGUGGAAAUUCUUAAAACUGAUGAUGUGCUUGGGCUUACCAUUACAGACAAUGGAACUGGCUGUGCGUUUAUAAAGCGAAUCAAAGAAGGUAGCCUUAUGGACCAAACCAAAAUGAUCUGCGUGGGUGAUCACAUAGAGACUAUAAAUGGAAAAAAUGUGUCAGAUCGUAGGCAUUAUGAAGUUGCCAAAAUGCUAAAAGAUCUGGAGAAAGGUCAGAUGUUUAAGCUGGAGUUGAUAGAGCCUAUGAAAGCAUUUGAAAAGCUGGAACCAAGGUCCAAAGGUGGAACUCUGCCAGAGGCUAAAAUCUCCAGAGGGAGAGAGACACUUCGGCUGAGAACCAAAGGUCCUGCUACUGUGGAGGAGAUGCCAACUGAAGUUGAAGAAAAAGCAAUUAAAAAAGUGGAUGAGCUUCUUGAAACAUACAUGGGGAUAAGAGAUAUUGAAUUAGCUGCAACAAUGGUGGAAGCUGGAAGAGACAAGAAAAACCCAGAUGAAUUUGCAGUGGCAUUGGAUGAAACUCUUGGGGACUUUGCAUUUCCAGAUGAGUUUGUCUUUGAUGUAUGGGGAGCAAUAGGUGAUGCUAAGCAAGGACGACUGGAAUGA